AUGAUCAUUGAUUCGUUCAACAUUAGAGGGGGAGGAAACACUCUUAAAAGGCGUAAAAUUAGUUCUUUGAUUAAAAAGGGUAAUGUGGAGAUUUUCUUGAUUCAAGAGACGAAGAUUUCUAAUCUACAAGAUUAUAUUGCUAGGAGUUUUUGGAGUAACACAGAAGUUGGUUUUUCUUUCACUAACUCGAGGGGCAUGUCGGGCAAUCUUGUAACUCUUUGGAGAAUUGGUGAUAUGGAGGUGCUUAAUAGCUUCAAAGGAGAAGGGUUCUUAGGGGUCAAAAUUGUGUGGAAGGGUAACUUGUAUUAUGUGGUUAACUUCUACUCGUAUGAUGUGAGAAAAAAAAUUUGUAUGCGGGCUAGAUUGUUGGAGUUGAAUGAUUCUUAUAGAGACGUGGAGUGGAUCAUUGGAGGGGAUUUCAAUAUUAUCAAAAUUAAUAGUGAGAGGAAGGGAAGGGGAGCGGUUGAAAGUAGGGGUGACAUGAAAUCUUUUGAGGAAUUUAUUGGGGAAAUUUCGUUGGUGGAUAUUCCUUGUAAAGGGAAGAAAUUCACUUGGUAUAGUGGAGACGGUAAGUCUAUGAGUCGGAUUGAUCGGUUUCUGGUGGCGGAUAACAUUGUUAAUAGGUGGGGAGUGGUAGGUCAACUGAUUGGUGAUAGAGAUAUCUCGGACCAUUGUCCUAUAUGGUUAGUUAAGGACGAUGUUAAUUGGGGGCCAAAACCUUUCAAGUUUAAUAAUGAAUGGUUCUCCUUUGAUUCGUUUAUUCCUUUUGUUAAGAAGGAGUGGAAAGAUUUAAAUGUGGAAGGUAAGGGAGAUUUUGUGCUUAAAGAGAAGCUUAAAUUACUUUAA
Messenger RNA from Vicia faba (fava bean), 846 nucleotides. NCBI's taxonomy places the organism in Eukaryota, Viridiplantae, Streptophyta, Magnoliopsida, Fabales, Fabaceae. The record is from the annotation of a GenBank genome assembly.